AUGAAGUUUUCGUUUCAUUUUUCAUUGAUAAUUUUACUGCUCAUUCGACACGGCUCGUGUUCACGUCAUUACGAUAGACACCGUCUCUUACAGUUGAGAUCUGAAGUGAAAGAAAUGUUUGAACAUGCAUAUCACGGCUAUAUGAAGUAUGCUUAUCCUUAUGAUGAGUUACGACCAUUGACAUGUGAUGGUGUGGACACUUGGGGCAGCUAUUCAUUAUCAUUGAUUGAUGCCCUAGACACUCUAGUUGUAAUGGGACUACACGAUGAAUUUAACAAGGCAGUUGACUACAUAAAAUAUAAUGUUUCCUUUGAUGCAGAUAUCAAUGUAUCAGUUUUUGAGACAAACAUAAGAGUUGUUGGUGGACUGCUAAGCGCUCAUAUGUUAUCCCAUCGAGCUACAACUGAAUUAGAAAUUGGAUGGCCAUGUAAUGGACCACUGUUACGUAUGGCUGAAGAUGUAGCUAGAAGACUAUUACCAGCAUUUGAUACCCCUACUGGUAUGCCUUAUGGGACAGUUAAUCUUCGAUCUGGUGUACCCGAAGGCGAAACAACUGUAACUUGUACAGCAGGAGUUGGUACAUUCAUAUUAGAAUUUGGAACCUUGUCCCGACUAACUGGUGAUUCUAUAUUUGAACAGGUAGCUUUAAAAGCUCUUCAUUCAUUGUUCAACCAUAGAUCUAAAAUGGGAUUAAUGGGUAAUCAUUUGGACGUGGCCUCUGGAUUGUGGAUUGCACAUGAUUCAGGCAUUGGUGGUGGGAUUGAUUCAUAUUUUGAGUACUUAGUUAAAGGAUCUUUGCUAUUUAACUUGCCUCAUUUAAGAAGCAUGUUCGAUGAGUUAAGAAAGCCUAUUGAUAAAUACUCAGCAACUUCCACAGGGUGGUAUUUUUGGGUGAACAUGCAAAAAGGCCAAGUAACAAUGCCCAUAUAUCAGUCAUUAGAAUCAUAUUGGCCUGGGCUUUUAAGUCUAAUAGGUGAUAUAGAUAUUGCCAUGAAAUCGAUGUCAAAUUAUCAUGAUGUACUUAAAUUAUACGGUUUUACCCCUGAAGUUUACAACGUUGUCAAUCAAGAGUCUGCUAGAGAUUCAUUCCCAUUACGACCUGAAUUAGUCGAGUCUGCCAUGUAUCUGUACAAGGCAACUAACGGAGAUCCUUAUUUAUUAGAUAUAGGUAGCGACAUUCUACGUUCCAUUCAACACAGUAGCCGCACGCGAUGUGGAUAUGCAACGAUUAAAAGUUGCAAAAAACAUUCUCUUCAAAAUAGGAUGGAGUCAUUUUUUCUUGCUGAAACAACCAAGUACCUAUAUUUACUUUUUGACCCCGAUAACUUUAUACAUAAUGAUGGAAGUCAUGGUAAAGUUUGGAAAACAGCCGGGGGCCGUGAAUGCAUAGUCGACGCAGGUGGAUACGUUUUCAACACAGAGGCUCAUCCUAUAGAUCCCGGAAUAUUGCAUUGUUGUUACAUGGCUGACAACAACCAUUGGUCGCAUCGUCAACAGCGAAAAUAUAAACGUUUUAUGAAGUCAUCAAUGGUAGUUGGCCAAAAAAAAGAAUCAACCAAUCAAGGAAAAGGCACUGUGACCGGAGAGAAUGGCAACUCGGCAAGUGGUCAUGGGUUUACCGUGGACGAGAGCAGCAUCUAUUGGACGCAACAGGCGCACGAAGACCAACGGCCGCAGUUCAAAAACGAUCAUCAAAAACCGGCGGACGGGAUCUCGGGUAGGCCUCCGACGAUGAAUUCGUUGCAACCGCCGCCACCGAUGCCGCCGCCGUCGUCACGACCACCGGUGAUUUAUCGAACGGACGACCAAUUGCAUGACGACGGUAGGCGCGAGGACGAGGAAGACGCCGAUGACGACCAUAACGGAAACAGAGUCAACGCCGGUGACGGUGACGAACGGUUCGAGUCUACGACUCGGCAGAAGGAGAGGACUGCUAAACUGGACGUUUCUGGUUCGGCGGCGGUCGCGGAGUCGCACGAUUUCCCCGAUUACGACGAAGGUUUCAAAGACCUGACGACCGCCGACCGCCGUUAUCGGCAGCCGUCGUCAGCCGAUUACGAUCACAAUCGCGGCGGCGGCGACGAUGAAGACGACGACGACAAUAAUUGGAAAGCCAAACAACACCGUUGGACGAGCGAAAAAAGGCAACAGGACGACCAGGACGACGAUGACCCUUUGGCGGCCGGCCACGACGACGGCGACAACGGUUACCAGGUGCUCGCGUGCCCCGCGACGAAUAACUUUUACACGCAUUUCCGGUGGUGA
This is a messenger RNA of Macrosiphum euphorbiae (potato aphid), 2265 nucleotides long. NCBI's taxonomy places the organism in Eukaryota, Metazoa, Arthropoda, Insecta, Hemiptera, Aphididae. The record is from the annotation of a GenBank genome assembly.